CCCUCCCAGAGGCAAGCAGCUCUUUCACAGGCACAGGCGCAGACGGACUGACUGGCUGGAGCGGAUUGCUGUAGUUAACGGACACACUGCACAAUGCGUGAAUACAAGUUAGUAGUCCUCGGAUCAGGAGGUGUCGGCAAGUCUGCGCUGACUGUUCAGUUUGUCCAAGGGAUCUUUGUGGAAAAGUAUGACCCCACAAUAGAAGACUCAUACAGAAAGCAAGUGGAGGUGGAUGGACAGCAGUGUAUGUUGGAAAUUCUGGAUACUGCCGGCACGGAACAAUUCACAGCCAUGAGGGACCUGUACAUGAAGAACGGCCAGGGCUUUGCACUAGUAUACUCCAUAACAGCACAGUCCACCUUCAACGACCUGCAGGACUUGAGAGAACAGAUUCUACGGGUCAAAGACACGGAUGAUGUGCCAAUGAUCCUGGUGGGUAAUAAGUGUGAUCUGGAAGACGAGAGGGUGGUCGGGAAGGAACAAGGCCAGAAUCUCGCCCGUCAGUGGAACAGCUGUGCUUUCCUGGAGUCCUCUGCAAAGUCCAAGAUUAACGUCAAUGAGAUCUUCUAUGACCUGGUCCGGCAAAUCAACAGGAAAACUCCAGUACCUGGAAAGACACGCAAAAAGUCCACCUGCCAGCUGCUCUAAUAUACAGCUGUUCUUUUGCUCUGAGCCAGGUCUGAUUUACUGCUGUGUCUUUCAGCAGUGCCAGCAUUCCGACGUUACUAAAACCUAACAUCGAAUGGACUUUCCUAUGUGGUGAUGCCCCUUUAACAAACCAACCAACCAACAACCAAUGGAUUCAAGGCUACAGUACCAUGACAGUUUUUUGCACAUAGAUAACCAUCAUCACUUUCCAAUGUCGCGAGAAAGAUUUUUACAUAUAAAUAUAUAAAUAUAUAUUCUAACUGUAUGCAACUGAAUAAAACAAUUGAAUACAGAGCUAGUCAAAAAGAAUACAAAAAAAUACAGAGCCUACACGCAGUGUUAUUGCUAACGGAGACAGCCACGGUUGUAAAUGUAAGGCGGGAAUGUCUAACCAGGCUGUGCACGUUGCCAUGGCAAUUACAAUGAUAUUUAUAAGCACCACUAUUUUAGCCAGAGAGGAGAGGAAGUCCAAAGAGCUCCUAUAUAAACCAUUCGUACAGCUAACUUUCACUCUUUUUUUGUAACUUUGUUUUGCUUUUAUUCUAAACAUGAUUUCUUUAUCUUCUGCCUUUUUUCUCUUUUAUAAAAUUACUAGAUUUUUGCUCUAUGGAGAUGUUAUAUUCACAACAGCUAUUGAUGAGUUUUAACCUGUGGAUACAGUGAUGUACAUGUAAAAAGUUCAAAAAUAUAAUUUUUUUUUUCUGUCACUAUCAUUGUCCUUAGCCUCAGAUGUUGCCUUCAAAUACGUGUUAAGACCUUUUUGUGUCUUUUUUUUCUUCUUUAUUUUUCCUAAGGAUUAAUUUCCACGAUCUUGGGUCCAUCUCAUAUGCCAUGCCGGGUUUCUUUGUUUUGUUUACAAAGAACUUUGUACAGCAGGCUUUUUUUCAAAAAGGGGUAUUAAAAGAAGCGGUUUGAACGUUUAGUUUUAGUAUCUGUCUGAAGCUCAUCUUUUGGAUGGUCUCAUAAUAAAUAGUCAAAUCCCUCUUGACAAAGCUGAUCCUGAUCAAACGUAGGACAUAAAUACAGUAUAUAUUUUAAAGAAUUGGGGUUUUUAAUACACAGGAAAAACUAAAUGUACAACAAACUAUACUCAAAACAUUGCCCUUCUCCCCUUGCUUGCUGAUGCAUCUGGUGUAAACUGAGGAUAUGAAAAACAAAUAUUGGAUCCUGUCAGUAAAGAGUGAGGAAAAGAUGUCUGUUAGUGACUGUUUCGACUUUGUAAUAAUAAUUUGCCCUGUUUUCUGUCUUCGUUACUGAUGGAUUAACUGAAUGUGGGGGUGUGGGGACUUUGUGUUAAGCAAGAAAAAAUUGGAAGAAUUGAUUAAAAAAUUGAAAAUAAUUAAUUUUACAUCAAGUGCAAUCAUAAAGUGUGUUCGUAAAAGAGCCGAAUGCGCAGUUGUAGCAUUCGAUACUGGUCUCUUCAAACAUCGAAAUGACUCUUUACAGGGUGCAGUAUGCGGUAUGUACACGUAAGGAAUUGUUUAUAAAUGCUUUGAGGAUUUGUACUGUGAAAAGUGAAGAACACGACUCCCAGGGAGUGUCCGAGCAGCAGCGGGCACAGGUUAACAUUACGAGUCGUGUGUUGUACCGCAACCAAAUGCGUUGAUGCUUUUUAGGAUUUGAGGGGAGGGGGGGGGGAACCUGAAGAAAAUACAAACUUCAUGUAAGGACCAGGACUGAGACAGAGGCGCAGUAUUUAAAAUGCAACAUCGUCUGCUUCUGAUGGGUUGGGUGGGUGGCCAAGUGUCAACUUAAAAGCCUUAAUUAAAAGUGGUGCAAUUUUGUAUAACCGAGCAUCUGUAGUUUAAUAAAUUGGAUUGCCAUGCAAGGGCUCCCAAGAAGCCAGUUUUUGCCACUUGAAUGUGUUGUGUAUUGUUUCAGAAUUUUCUGUCAGACCAAUAAAAAACAAAACCGUUCAA
Molecule: messenger RNA, 2567 nt
Organism: Sinocyclocheilus anshuiensis
Lineage: Eukaryota; Metazoa; Chordata; Actinopteri; Cypriniformes; Cyprinidae
Product: ras-related protein Rap-1b-like
Exons: 8
Coding region: 94-648 (184 amino acids)
Biological process (GO): Rap protein signal transduction
Cellular component (GO): membrane
Molecular function (GO): GTP binding; GTPase activity
Source: RefSeq, a predicted model, not a curated record